AUGCAUUCGCUUCUGUCUCUUUGUCUGCUGAACUUGGCCAUUGCGCCUGUGUUCUCCGCAACUACCAAUGCUGCAAAGGGUGGCGACAAGGACGGUAAGAAGGAGUUUGAUGUCAAGGCUCUCAGUCUGAGAGAAGUUGGAGCGCGCAACACAGUGGAUUGGCGCGUCUGGCUCGAGCAGGACGGCGAAGUCAUCUCCUUCUGGCACGACAUUCCUCUUUAUCCCGACGAGAAGCAGGACAACAUUGUCAAUUUCUACGUCGAAAUUCCGCGAUGGACGGAUGGCAAGAUUGAGACUAAGCGCGACAAGCCUAUGAAUCCCAUCUAUCACGACGACAAAGAUGACGUGCCUCGAUAUGUGGCCAGCGUUUGGCCACACAAGUCUUACCCCUUCCUUUAUGGAUCGCUUCCUCAGACGUGGGAAAACUCCAACAUAAAGCACAACUUUACUGGAUACGUUGGCGACAAUGAUCCUAUGGAUGUUGUUGACAUCAGUGCCAUUGACCCUGGAUAUGUUGGCCAGGUUCGAACGAUCAAGAUUUUGGGCGCUAUCCCCAUGAUUGAUGAUGAGACUACGGACUGGAAGGUCAUUGGCAUCAACAUCAAUGAUCCUCUAUCUGCAUUUGUUAACAAUCUCGACGACCUCGAAAAAUACAGACCCGGUCUCCCACAAACCUUUUACGACUGGUUCACCUACUACAAGGUCCUCCGUAGCGGCGAGCUCAACACCAUCUACGGAAACAAAUUCCAAGACUCAAACACUGCCCGCGAGAUCGUCGCCGAAAGUCACGGUUUCUGGAAAGACCUCGUCAGCGGCAAAGAGAAGCCCGGCAAGAUCAUCAUCUCGCAGACUUCGCAGCCAACCAUUUCCGGGAGCUACAUUCCGAGCAAGGACACGACCAAAAAGUUUGACAUUCCAAAGAAGUCCGACAUUAAGCCUGCUGCCCCGCGACCUGCCAAGUACGACAACUGGUUUUACUUGGAUAAGAACUUUUUGCCACUGCCAGAGCAGAUAAUUGACGUGGAGUAA
Molecule: messenger RNA, 1029 nt
Organism: Trichoderma aggressivum f. europaeum
Lineage: Eukaryota; Fungi; Ascomycota; Sordariomycetes; Hypocreales; Hypocreaceae
Exons: 7
Coding region: 1-1029 (342 amino acids)
Biological process (GO): phosphate-containing compound metabolic process
Cellular component (GO): cytoplasm; nucleus
Molecular function (GO): magnesium ion binding; inorganic diphosphate phosphatase activity
Source: RefSeq, a predicted model, not a curated record